Rubroshorea leprosula is the source of this 4891-nucleotide messenger RNA. Lineage: Eukaryota; Viridiplantae; Streptophyta; Magnoliopsida; Malvales; Dipterocarpaceae. The record is from the annotation of a GenBank genome assembly.
AGCAAGAACGAGAGAAAAUAUUUAUUUAUCCCAAAUUGUCCUCCUCCAGCUCCGAUCUUCCACUGACGAGAAAGGUACAGAAAAUACUAUUCAGAUUUCAGAUUCUCAGAUCAGAUGAAACUUUUUUACUUAUUUUUAUAAGUAACUGAUUCUGAUCUGAAUCACCCCACCAGAUCCAUCAUUUUUCGCUUCAUCUACUCUCUCUUCUCCACUCUUCUUCUUCUUCUUCUUCUUCCUUUCCAUGGCGACCCCCAAUCAACAGCCACCGCAAGGUGGGGCCUUUGAUAUGAACAAGCUCUUCAAGCCUUCUUCCGGUCCUGUGAAUUUGAAUAUCAGCAAUAUGAUUGCAGCUACUCCUCCCAGUCCCACCACUUCCAAUCUCACUACAUCUCCGUCGUUCCCUGCCCAAUCUUCAACCCCUCCUCCUCCUGCCUAUCUCACGCCUUCCUCUUCUUACCCUCCUCCGUCUGGUCCUUACCCUUUUCACCACCCUCACUAUCUCCCCUCUUACUCACCCCUUCAACAACACCAGCACCCACAUCCCCUUGCUAACAUGCAUCAACUCAACAGACCCCCAAUCUCGUAUCCUCAACCUUCUCCGCCUUCAAACCCUAGUUCCGGAAGCGACCUCUUGAUCACCUUUUUCGGCAAUCAAAAUCAGUCCAGUUUGUCCCCUUCUCCUUCCUCUGCCGAUUUUUCCAAUCCUCCUGUCGCUGUCCCUUCUGCCCCACCCCUUACUAUGCCGGGCGGUGGACCGACUCCAGUUCGGUUGCUCAGCAGCAAGCUGCCCAAGGGCAGGCAUUUGAUUGGAAGCAAUCUCGUUUAUGAUAUUGAUAAGAGGAUGCAGGGUGAAGUGCAGCCUCAGCUGGAGGUCACUCCCAUUACUAAGUAUGCUUCCGAUCCUGGACUUGUUCUUGGUCGACAAAUUGCUGUUAAUAGGAAUUAUAUUUGCUAUGGUCUUAAGCUUGGCAAUAUCCGUAUCCUCAAUAUCAACACUGCCUUGAGAUCCUUGCUUCGUGGCCACACCCAGAGAGUAACUGAUAUGGCCUUUUUCGCUGAGGAUGUGCAUCUUUUGGCCAGUGCGAGUGUUGACGGACGGAUUUUUGUAUGGAAGAUCAAUGAAGGCCCUGAUGAGGAAGAUAAAGCACAAAUUUUGGGCAAAGUUGUCAUUGCCAUUCAGAUGGUAGGACAAGGGGAAUCAGUACAUCCACGUGUGUGUUGGCAUCCUCACAAACAAGAAAUUUUGAUGGUUGCUGUUGGAAAUCGUAUUCUCAAAAUUGAUACCAUGAAGGGUGGAAAAAAUGAAGGAUUUUCAGCAGAGGAACCACUUAAUUGUUCUAUUGACAAGCUGAUUGAUGGGGUUCAGCUUGUUGGUAAACAUGAUGGCGAGAUUACUGAAUUGUCAAUGUGUCAAUGGUUGACCACCCGUUUAGCUUCAGCUUCAAUAGAUGGCACGGUAAAAAUUUGGGAGGACCGUAAAGCAUUACCAUUGGCAGUGUUGAGACCCCAUGAUGGUCAUCCUGUUAAUUCAGCAACUUUCUUAACUUCUCCUCACCGUCCUGAUCAUAUUGUUCUUCUCACAGGGGGGCCAUUGAAUAGAGAAGUGAAGAUAUGGGCCUCUGCCAGUGAGGAGGGCUGGUUGUUACCUAGUGAGGCUGAAUCAUGGCAGUGUACUCAAACAUUGGAGCUGAGGAGUUCUGCUGAAACCAAGGUUGAGGAUGCAUUCUUUAACCAAGUUGUGGCACUGCCACGUGCAGGACUAUUUCUGCUUGCAAAUGCCAAGAAGAAUGCUAUAUAUGCCAUACAUAUAGAUUAUGGGCCAAACCCAGCUGCAACCCGCAUGGAGUACAUAGCUGAAUUCACUGUAACAAUGCCUAUAUUAAGUCUUACUGGAACAAGUGACAGUUUGCCUGGGGGAGAACACACGGUACAAGUUUACUGUGUCCAAACACAAGCUAUCCAGCAAUAUGCACUGGACUUGUCUCAAUGCUUGCCACCACCCUUGGAGAACAUGGAGUUGGAGAAAACAGACUCCAAUUUUCCUCCCAUGUUUGAUGCAUCUAAUCCUGAUGGUUCUGCUGCUAUGGAAUCAUCUCAUGGAAGUAAAUCCAAUGAAAUGCCUGCAGCUAACUCAAUUCCAAUGCCACCUAUACUUUCAAGCAACUCUGAAAGUGCCCACAUAACAAGUCUUCCUGAAAGAUUGGCUUCUACAGAGCUUACCACCUUGCCAGAGGUUACUACCUCAGGUUUGGAAAAUAAGGCUAGCGCUGUGCCAUCUAAUAGCACUUCUGAAAAUCUCCAUUCUGCAUCACCUUCAGUUCCACUGAGUCCUAGGUUAUCUCAGAAAUCAUCUGGUCUAAGAAGUCCAUCAAAUACUGAUCAUGGUGGUGACCAUUCAAUGGCUGAUUAUUCAGUUGACCACAGAGUAGAUGCUGCCAAAGAGAGUAAGGCAGAGAUGCCUUCCUUAGGUGACAAUUUGCAAAAAAGUGAUAAAAAUAUAGUCCAGAAUGACAUUUCUAUGGUUCCAGACCCUCCUGUGGUUUUUAAACAUCCAACUCAUCUUGUAACACCAUCGGAGAUAUUGUCUACAGCUACUUCAUCCCCUGAUACUGUUAAACUUAGUCAGGGCAUGAAUGCAGGGGAUGUGAUGAUUCAGGAUGUGGUUAUCAGCAAUGAUGCAGAAAGUGUGGAGGUAGACGUCAAAGUUGUGGGUGACAUGGGAUCAGAUCAGAAUAAGGAAACUGAAUGUCCUAGAGAUUCUCCUAUCAUCGCAGAAAAAAAGGAGAAAGCAUUCUUCUCUCAGGCCUCAGAUCUUGGCAUUCAGAUGGCAAGAGAUUGCUGUGUGGAAACUUAUAAUGUAGAGGGAGCUCAACAAGCUAGUGAUGUUGGUGUUUCAGGUCCAGCAGAAAAGCAUGCCAUCGGCAAUGAGGGAGAAGAGCAGAAUUUGUCUAAAGAUGUUCCUGCCAAGGUUGGCGAUUCAGAAACCCACGUCACUGCUUCACAUCCUCCAGCUUCUGCAGCAAAAGGUAAAAAGCAGAAGGGGAAAAAUUCUCAAGUAUCUGGCCCACCUUCACCCACCCAGAGUCCAUAUAACUCAACAGAUUCAUCUAAUGAACCAGGUUGCAGUUCUGGUGCAACCUCAAGUGAUGCUGCUCUGCCUCAAUUAAUGGGCAUGCAGGAUAUGAUUGAACAGUUGGUGAACAUGCAAAAAGAGAUGCAGAAGCAGAUGAAUACAAUUGUCUCCACCCCAGUUAACAAAGAAGGUAAAAGACUUGAGGCAUCCUUGGGCAGGAGUGUUGAGAAAGUUAUUAAGGCUAAUAUGGAUGCUUUGUGGGCUCGUUUCCAAGAAGAAAAUGCAAAACAUGAGAAGUUAGAAAGAGAUCGUACACAACAGAUAAUCAAUCUGCUCACGAACUGCAUAAAUAAGGACUUGCCAGGCAUUUUUGAGAAAACAUUGAAGAAGGAGAUAGCUACAGUUGGUCCUGUGGUGGCUCGUAUGAUUACUCCUAUUCUAGAGAAAAGCAUAGCAUCUGCUAUUACAGAGUCAUUCCAGGUUUGGAAAAUUUCAAAGUUUGUUAAUAUCCCAGGCAGUGUUUGGGUGUCCCUGCAAGUUCCAAUCAAUGGGAUUGUUUUGGUAUAUAUUCUGCAGAAAGGAGUAGGAGAGAAGGCAGCUAAUCAAUUAGAAAAAUCAGUCAGUUCAAAACUUGAAGCCACAGUGGCCAGGCAAAUCCAAGCACAAUUUCAAACUUCUGGAAAGCAAGCUCUUCAGGAUGCAUUGAGGUCUUGCUUGGAAGCUUCCAUUGUUCCUGCAUUUGAGAUGUCGUGCAAGUCUAUGUUUGAGCAAAUUGAUGCUACAUUUCAGAAAGGGCUUAUCAAACAUACAACUGCUGCUCAACAGCAGUUUGAGAGUGCACAUUCUCCACUGGCCAUUGCUUUAAGGGAUGCCAUCAAUUCAGCAACAUCAGUCACUCAGACAUUAAGUGGAGAGUUGGCGGAUGGGCAACGUAAACUCUUAGCUAUUGCAGCUGCUGGGGCCAACUCCAAAGCCGGAAAUCCCCUGGUAACACAGUUGAGUAAUGGACCAUUGGGUGGUUUACAUGAGAUGCCUGAGCCUCAACUGGAUCCAACAAAAGAACUAUCUAGAUUGAUAGCUGAGCGGAAAUAUGAUGAAGCAUUUACUGCAGCCCUGCACAGAAGUGAUGUCACAAUUGUUUCCUGGUUGUGUUCUCAGGUUGACCUACAACUUAUUCUGUCAAUGGUACCACUCCCUCUGAACCAAGGAGUUCUCCUGGCUCUUCUCCAGCAAUUGGCAUGUGAUAUCAACAAUGAGACCUCUAAAAAGCUGGCAUGGAUGACAGACGUGGCUGUUGCCAUAAACCCUUCAGAUCCAGUGAUUGCUAUGCAUGUUCGUCCCAUCUUUGAGCAGGUAUACCAGAUACUGAGUCAUCAACGUAGCCUACCCACCAUAUCUCCAUCAGAAGGCUCAAGCAUUCGCCUUCUCAUACAUGUCAUAAACUCCGUGCUGAUGAGCUAUAAAUGAUUCUUGCUUCUUGUCCUGAUGUUUUGUGCAAACUUGUAAUGACAUUUGGUUUAUACUUUGUAUAGUAAUGUAGGGACUUGCAGGGAAAAUUUGAAAAGGGAACGAAUAAUUUCAUAAUUUGAGUCUGUAUGGUUGCAAUUUGUGUGGAAUAUUAGAGUUUUUGUUUCUUUUAUUCUCCUUCUCAUUCAUUACUUGCCAUGGGAUUCAAAGAAGCAACCUUGGUUUCUGGAUUCAGCCUGCAAUAGCGCAAUGGGCAUAUGCUAGUGGUGGCAACUUUCUUGGAUUAAGGAUCUGAGGUUGGUUUUUGGGACAACAGAUAACUGGCUACACCUCACACAAGACAUCUGUUUA